UCUCCAGUCGCUGGGCUAAUCAGAGUGCAUCUUUACUCCGCCAUUUUGUAGGGGUAUAAGAAAACUCGGCCAGACUGCACACUCGCUGCUCUGACCUGUAGUUCUGUAUUGUGCAAUGGACGGCCGUCUAGAGACUGAUUUGUAUCCUAUGGGAUCUAGUUACGCUACGGAAAUAGACAGUGUCCACGAUAUUACAGUUGGUACAAAGAGAGGAUCUGACGAGCUUUUUUCCUCUUGUGUCUCUAACGGACCCUAUAUCAUGAGCGCUUCUGGACCAGCGAAUGGAAACGACACCAAGAAGUUCAAAGGUGAAAUCCGGAGCCCGGGAAUCCCGUCCCGCGUCAUACACGUGCGCAAGCUUCCCAACGACAUCAACGAGGCCGAGGUCAUCUCCCUGGGCCUGCCCUUCGGCAAGGUCACCAACCUGCUGAUGCUGAAGGGGAAGAACCAGGCCUUCCUGGAGAUGAACACGGAGGAGGCCGCGCAGACCAUGGUCAGCUACUACGCCUCCUUCACCCCCGUCAUCCGGAACCACCCCAUCUUCAUGCAGUACUCCAAUCACAAGGAGCUGAAGACCGACAACUCGCCCAACCAGGUGAGGGCUCAGGCGGCCCUGCAGGCGGUGAACGCGGUCCAGACGGGCGGGAUGGCGGGCGGGAUGACCAUGGCCGCCGUGGCCGACCCCGGCAGCAUGGGCGGACACAGUCCGGUCCUGCGCAUCAUCGUGGAGAACCUGUUCUACCCCGUCACCCUGGACGUGCUGCACCAGAUCUUUUCUAAGUUUGGCACAGUUUUGAAGAUUAUCACGUUCAGAAAGAAUAACCAGUUCCAAGCCCUGCUGCAGUAUUCUGAUGGCUUGACGGCGCAGCAUGCUAAACUGUCUCUGGACGGGCAGAACAUCUACAACGCCUGCUGCACCCUGCACAUCAACUUCUCCAAGCUCACCAGCCUGAACGUGAAGUACAACAACGACAAGAGCCGGGACUACACGCGGCCGGACCUGCCCACGGGCGACAGCCAGCCCACCCUGGACCACCACGCCAUGGCUGCCGCCUUCGGUGAGACGCUGCACUCCUGGGCCCCUGGGCUGAUCUCUGCCAACCCGUACGCCGGAGCGCACGGCUUCCCUCCCGCCUUCGCCAUUCAGCAGGCAGGGCUGUCUAUCCCUGGGAUGCCGGGGGCCCUGGCCUCCCUGGCCCUCCCCAGCGCUGCGGCUGCUGCAGCCGCCGGCCGGCUGGGCUUCUCUGGCCUCACCGGGGGCCACUGCGUUAUGCUCGUCAGUAACCUGAACCCUGAGAGAGUUACACCCCAAUGCCUCUUUAUUCUUUUCGGUGUAUACGGUGAUGUCAUGAGAGUAAAAAUCCUCUUCAACAAGAAGGAGAAUGCCCUGGUGCAGAUGGCAGAUGCCACACAGGCCCAGCUGGCCAUGAGCCACCUGAACGGGCAGAAGUUGCACGGGAAGGCGGUGCGCGUCACCCUGUCCAAGCACACCAACGUGCAGCUUCCCCGGGAAGGCCAGGAAGACCAGGGCCUGACCAAGGACUUCAGCAACUCUCCCCUUCACCGCUUCAAGAAGCCCGGCUCCAAGAACUACCAGAACAUCUUCCCACCGUCAGCCACUCUGCACCUCUCCAACAUCCCACCAUCCGUGGUUGAAGAUGACCUGAAGACGCUGUUUGGAAGCUCUGAUUCUUUGGUCAAGGCGUUCAAGUUCUUCCAGAAAGAUCGCAAGAUGGCGCUGAUCCAGAUGGGCUCGGUAGAGGAGGCGAUCCAGUCGCUGAUUGAAUUCCACAAUCACGACCUCGGCGAGAACCACCAUCUGAGGGUGUCCUUCUCUAAAUCUACCAUUUAAGCAGAGCGGAUGGGCGGACGGACGGGCGGCCGGCCGCGAUUGGCUGUCACUUUAGACUUCAACGCUGAACUCGUUCAGAGGGACUUUGUUCACAAGACUCACUUCCAUCAUUCCUUUAUUAAAUAUUUGUCUAUAUGUAGAUCUAUAUGAAACGCCAAUUUGAACCACGCAGAAGAAAAUGAUAUAGGUUUUUAAUUGGCCUUUUUAAGAGUUAAUUUUAGUGAUUUUCCCCCCCUUUCUGUUUUGAGCUGAUAUAAGAGAUCCCAUGUUUGCGCACGGGUGAUCCUCAAGUACAAAUAGUUUACCCCUCUGGUCUCCAGGAUUCCUGUGCUGGGGGCAGUCAGGUUGCACAAUCAUUCAGCCUUUUGCAUUUGUUUGUUGUUCUCUCCUGUCAGGGACUUGUACCACUAGGUCUUGGUGUUUCCAUUGAGUUCUGAAUGUCAGUUCUGCCUCUACAGUGCCCUGUGCCUUACUCGAUACUAUUCCUACUGCUCAUUUCUCCAAUAAGUAAAUGCACUGGCAUUUUUAUAAUUAAUAAUCCCCUUCAGUUAUGACUCCCGGUCGAUUUAAGACGUCUUCACAAAUAUCCUGUUUACAGCUUAUUUCUGUUAAUAUUGCGUGUUUGGAGAUAUGAUGGGGUUUAAACGUCUUGCUAGCGGUUCAUGCAGCUAGGGGCAAUUUUGAGUAGUCCAACUUUCAAUUGGUGUUAUAUGAAAUGAUAGAAAAGUAGUGUUUUUGGGUCAACUUGCAAAGAAAAGUUUGAUUAUUUGUUUUAGUUUGGACCAUUCACUGUCCCAGUUGCAUUAUUUAGCUUUCAAAAAAGAAAGACUCCUUGAAUAGUGGGGUUUAUAUUCCUAUAAAUCUUAUUUACUGUAUCUAUAUUUAGAUUAGAUCAUUUUCAUUCCAUUAUAUUUUUAAAUUUAUGCAAUCGUUUUUUUUUUGUACAAA
Conger conger (European conger) is the source of this 2800-nucleotide messenger RNA. It is a transcript of the gene ptbp1b, whose product is annotated as polypyrimidine tract binding protein 1b. Gene Ontology annotation, cellular component: nucleus. Gene Ontology annotation, molecular function: mRNA binding. The coding region runs from base 116 to 1852 and encodes 578 amino acids. Lineage: Eukaryota; Metazoa; Chordata; Actinopteri; Anguilliformes; Congridae. The record is from RefSeq and is a predicted model, not a curated record. The transcript is spliced from 16 exons. Gene Ontology annotation, biological process: regulation of RNA splicing; regulation of cell differentiation; mRNA processing.